Funneliformis geosporum is the source of this 954-nucleotide messenger RNA. Lineage: Eukaryota; Fungi; Glomeromycota; Glomeromycetes; Glomerales; Glomeraceae. The record is from the annotation of a GenBank genome assembly.
AUGAGCGUCGGUACAUAUAAUUACAGGAAAGAAUCUCGCAAAAUAUCACUAUCUUUAUUGCAAUCCAUUGGGUUUCAAGAUCAAGGUUUUGGAGAUAUCCUUGAUAAAUUUAGAAUAAUCAAUAAUAGACGUUUUCAUAAUGUCACUUCAAAAUAUUCAUUCCCCAAUGAUGAAAUAGAAAUUGGUAGAAUGGAAUUAUCUCAUCUUUUGUUAAAAAAUGCAUAUGGCAGUAAUUUUUCUUCCCCAGUAAAUGAUAAAUUAAGAGAUGGAAUUUCCGUAUUAGAUGUUGGAUGUGGAGCAGGGCAUUGGGUUAUCGAAAACGCAAAAGACUACCCAAAUAGUACAUUUGUUGGAUUAGACAUGUCUCCAAUUUUUCCGACAGAAAACAAACCAAGGAAUGCCGGAUUUAUCGAAUGUAAUGUGCUUGAAGGACUUCCAUUCCCGUCAAACACCUUCGAUUUUGUACAUCAAAAAUUUCUUUACGCUGCCUUCUCUGAAAAGCAAUGGUUACAAGUGAUAAAAGAAAUUGCUAGGGUAUUGAAACCUUCUGGAUAUGCAGAAUUCAUGGAGGUAGAACCUUACCCACUUAAUGCAGGGCCUAUUAAUAAAGAAAUUAGCGAGAAAUAUGUUCAAUAUCAUAAAUCAAAUGAUUUAUGUUUAGGAAUAGCGUUCAAAUUAAAAGAUAUGAUGGAUACUACAAAAAGUUUUGGUGAAGUUAAAAUAGAAAAAAGAAUUCUUGCCGUUGGAAAAUGGGGAGGAAAUUUUGGUGAAUUGAUGCUUAUAUACCUCAGUAUGACCACUGAAUCUAGUUCAGCAUUGAUGCUUGAAUGUUCUAAACAAAAACAUGAUAAAAUGUUUAAAACUUAUUUCGAAGAAUUCGAGGAAUAUAAGUCAAGCUUUGUUUAUAAGCGUUUUUAUGCACAAAAACGUCAACCUUUUAUUAUUACAGAUUAA